Messenger RNA from Cetraspora pellucida, 1503 nucleotides. The record is from the annotation of a GenBank genome assembly. Lineage: Eukaryota; Fungi; Glomeromycota; Glomeromycetes; Diversisporales; Gigasporaceae.
AUGUCUACUCUAAUUCCAUGGCUUUGGGGACAUCCCCUGAAAAUUCUAUCGGCUCUUGAAUCUGCCAAUAUUGCACCCCUUAUCAGAACUUACAUUUCUUGUCUUUCAGAAAAGGAGAGAUCUUUUUUAAUUGAACAUGGCAUAAAUUUGCCAAAUUAUCCUAAACCUUUCUUUCAUUAUGCUUCAUUUCUCAAAGACCUUGAUUAUCGUAGAUUAGAAAUUUCGGUACGUCAUUGGAUCAAAUAUGAAGGAACUGCUUGUAGCAAUUAUCCGACAAGACGUAGAGCUUUUCCUGGAAUUUCUUUGAAUAAUGCUUCUAUUAUAGUAAUGACUGCUCUCUGUAAAUUGUUCUUAGAAGGCGAUCCGACUUUACAUCAACUCAAAUUAGCUUAUACUGAACGUAUUUUGGAUUUACCUGAUGUUUCUAUAUUUAUUCAAGGUCAUAAAGGAUUAUCUUGUUUACAAAAAAUCAAAUUUAUUGUUGGUUCAUUUAAUCGAACAAAACUUAAAAAUAUGAUUUCUUUCUUGGAAGCUCUACCUGAAAUUGCACCAAAUGUCUCUCAUUUAGACAUAGAUGUCAUCACCACUGAUAAGACUAUGGCUGAUACUUUGGUCUCUAUCAUUGAAGGUCUUACUUAUCUUUCUGAAUUUAGAUUGUGUGACAAAAGUAGCGGAGUUACUCAGGUUAUAGAACCGACUAUUUCUGCAUUAAGUAGUCGGGCAAACUCCUUAACAUCUUUGGAACUUCAUAAUAUUCACUUUCAGGAUCUGUCUUUACAAGGUUUAGCUGAAUGCAAAAAACUUGAAGUACUUCUUAUAAUUCAAUGUUGUUGUUUAACGUUGGGUACAUGGAAACCAUUAGAAAAUGCAAAAUUUCCACUAAAGACUUUAUAUUUGGAUAGUGAUUUUGGUGAAAAAGUCACUAUUGCAAUUCUAAAAUCUGCAAGCAAUCGAUCCAUCAAACAAUUACAUCUUAGUUGCGCAACUAGUAAAGUAAUAGAAAUCUUACCAAGUGCAUGUCCAUCUCUCGCUCAUCUUGAUGUUUGUGUAAGCAAUGUUAGUAUUGAACAAUUGGUAGCUAUGGUAUCUGGUAUUCAACAAUUACAAUAUCUCGCAAUUAUGGAGUACGGUGGACAUAAUCCAAAACUUGUUGAAGUCACACCAGAUUUGGGAAAGAUUUUUACUCCUUUAUUACAUUACUUGGAAUUAAAUUUCAUAAUGACUUUCGAACAAUUAGAUGCAUUAUUAACUCAUUGUAAAGCUCCUUUAGAAACAUUGAUAUUAAACCAAUAUUUUGAAAAUCAUCAGAUGGCAGAUGAAUAUUUUGCUGCUAUCGCAAAAUUUGCAAAAGAACGAGGGACACUUAGACGACUUUGCGUUAAUAAUGAUGGGAUCAAGACAAUCAAUUGUAAUCAAAAAUCGGUUGUAGUGCAAGAUUUAUUGAGAUAUGUAAAAAUAUUAUCUUAUAGUGAUGCAAGUGUUAAGAUUUGCGAACAAACUUAG